AUUUAUGGGCCACGGGCAUCCAAUAUUUCAGUUAUCAGUAUGUUAUCAUCUAUACUUUUACGUUUGGUUUUUCGAAAAUCGAGGAUUUGCUCGUUUCGUUCAAUAAUUAUUAAUUAUAAACAAUGUUAUGUUUCGUUCUAAGAAUCGUUCGUAGAAUCGGGUAAACGUUUUAGUAAUCGUUCGCAUGCACCGUAGACAGCGACAACUAUGGGAAAAGAACACAAAAAGCACAAAAAACACAAACAUUCAAAGAACAAACACAAACCCAAAGACGAUCACGAAUAUCACGUUCCGAUCGUUCCGCUCAAGAGCGACGUGCGUCCAAAAUCUGUGUCUGUGGCAACGCCGUCUGCGAGUGAGUUGAGAGACGCCGUGGCCAAACCCAUCGGGCCAGUCCUGCCACCCGGCCUGUCCAGCUCCGACGGUGGUAAACACGAGGCCAAUACACCAGGAACAGAGGCCGGUGAACUAAAUCACUCGUACGGACCUAGCUUACCACCACACCUGGUUCCGCAGAAACGCGCUCCAGGACCGUCGUUGCCCUUGGAUUUCAAAAUAGAAGAUACAGUAGCCGCCCAGAUUGAUGAAGACAUCUCGGGUUUUGGUCCAUUACCGGCCGAGCUGAUAACAUCAGACUCCGAGCAACUAUUCAUACAGAAACAAUUGGAUUUGCGAGCUGAAUAUAUGAAACGAAAAUUUGCCGGAGAAGUAUAUGACGACAACAAACAGGAAACGGUUCGAGAGAAAUGGAUGUUGGAGCUGCCACCAGAAAAAGCUGCCAACCUAGGUUUAGGGGCAAGGCAGUUCAGGAAACGAGAGGCUCCCGAUAUGAGUAACCGAUCAGAAUGGACUGACACGCCGACAGAUAAACAACGUAAAGUUCAAGAACCAAAAACUGCUGAAGAAACAGACAUGGAAGCAUUGAAACUGAUCGCAAUUCAAAAACGCGACGAGGAAAUGGAAAAACUGGCGGAAACUUCAGUAAAACGGAAACCUUAUUCAUUAUUAGAAAUGCACCAAGAAAAACUAAAAAAACAAAAAAAGGAAAAGAUUAAAGAAGAACCUGCAGAAAGAAGACCUUUUAGUAGGGAUAUUGAUCUGCAAUGUAACAAAUUCGAUAACGCUCAGAAACAAUCAAUAUUGAAAAAAGCCAGUCAACUGAAUAAUAGAUUUUCACAAGGCGAAUCUAGAUUUCUCUGAAUCAAUAUUAAAUCAAACUAGGUACUACUUGUUGGUAAUUGCUUAUCAUUAACAUCUAGGUAUGUUUAUUGAGUGUGCAUGUGAUUUUAUUCACUGAACUAUACAAAAUAUAUUCACACAUAAUAUGAAUGAGACUAAUAAAAAUGUAAUUUAAUUAUGAGACUUUAGUAGGUAGGUACCUAUUUAAAAUAAUUUUAUUUACAUAAUGACUAUUUUUUGAGAUAAUUUAAAUUAUUUAUUACAUUUUACCAUUCUCAAUGACAUUCAUUAGUAGAUAUUCAAAUAUUAUUCUCAUAUAUCUCACUAUUUAUAAAGUAAACUUUAGCAGUAAAAAAUAAUGAUAAGAAACAAUAAAGAAAUAAUGAUUCAAACACUUUCAAUGUGAAAACAUGUUAAGCAACGUGAAUACUUUUCCACUUUCAUCAUAUUUAUAAUUUUGUUAAUAAUAUCAAUCUCAUUAAAAUAAUCAUCUAAGUUUGUCAUCAGCUAGAUUGAGUGAUCUUUAAAUUAACAAAAUAGUUUCAUGACGGAUUAGUGAUUAUACUGCGAAUUAUACCCCGUUCAGUAGGUCCAGAGGCUUAUUUGGAGAGGAGUGAGCGUAUCCAUCUGGGUAUACAGGGGCAUCAUUACUUUAAAAAAUGUUAGGUUGCUACUAACAUAUAAAAAAAAUAGUACACACAUAUCGAGUUGCAUGAACAAUCUGUAAAAAUUUAACGGAUCAAUAGUGAGUUAAUGGCCUAAGAGCCAAGACUGAGCCGUUCAAUUUUAUUGAAUCAUUAAACUGCCUAAUACA
Messenger RNA from Acyrthosiphon pisum (pea aphid), 1993 nucleotides. RefSeq names its product GPALPP motifs-containing protein 1. NCBI's taxonomy places the organism in Eukaryota, Metazoa, Arthropoda, Insecta, Hemiptera, Aphididae. The coding region runs from base 208 to 1200 and encodes 330 amino acids. The record is from RefSeq and is a predicted model, not a curated record. The transcript is spliced from 4 exons.